AUGCCUAGCGCACAGCAUCCCCAGGCAAAAUUUGAUCCGAUACCUCCAGAUCUUGACCUUCACUCUCUGGUAGACCGUACACCGAAUUUUCGAUGGGUCCAGCGGGUGUCCCGGCCUCAAAUCAACAGCCUUGGCCAGCAAGACUUUGAGAAGCUUGUGGCGAUACAUGUCAUAGCUGGCGGGAAGCCUCUCGUUAUCGAGGGCUGGGAUGAUGCUCUGCCCUCCUCGCUAUUUAGCGCAGGAUGGCUUGAGGAAACCUACGAUAAGAAACAGGAGAAUGUCCGUGAUAUUUCCAAUGCCUCUGACAUCCCGAUGACCACUGGGCACUAUCUACGCUCCAUGAAACAGCUCACCAAUCAAUGGACUCCAAACACGUAUCGUGACGAGCGUCGACAGCGGUUGUAUCUCAAGGAUAUCGAUUGCCCCCCCGAAUGGCGCGAUAUGCUACAGAAAAUCAUACAUCCUAACCUCUUCUAUCUCAACGAAAAUGUUGCAAGUAAAGGAGACAUGCGUGCGCGCGAUAAGGAAAGUUUUGGGAGCAUAACUGCCGCUGCCUCUGCCGGAGAUCUUAUGUCUAGCCUACCGGAAGAAAUGCGCGCCCAAAAUCUCAUGUGCUACAUAGGCCAUGAAGGAACCUACACGCCCGCCCACCGAGAGAUGUGUGCAUCGCUGGGACAAAACAUCAUGGUUGAAGCAUCACGAGAUGAAAAUGGAGAAAAGAAGGGGAGUUCGAUUUGGUUCAUGACCGAAAGCAAAGAUCGUGAAGUGGUCAGAGAGUAUUUCUUGUCGAUGCUUGGCCAUGAUAUCGAGAUUGAGAAGCAUUUCGCACAAGUCAACGCCUGGAAGAAGGCACCCUUUGACGUGUACAUUGUGGAGCAAUGUGCGGGCGAUUUUAUACUUAUUCCACCUCUCGCUGCACAUCAAGUUUGGAACCGAGGCACGAGAACAAUGAAGGUUGCUUGGAACCGCACGACGGUGGAAACCUUAGACCUCGCACUGCAUGAAGCUCUUCCCAAGGCUCGCUUGGUGUGCCGAGAUGAACAGUACAAGAACAAAGCCAUCAUUUACUAUACCCUUCAAAAAUACCACGCGGAGCUUCAAAAAGUUGCAAAGACGGCAGAGAUUAUGCAGAUUGGCUUCAUGGGCAUUGGGAGAGACAUCUUCAGGAGCUUUCCGCGUGUGAAGCAGCUGGCGGCUGACUUCAAACUUUUGUUUCAGCUAUUUACUGAAAUCAUUACUGACGAAGUCUUUGCAUUUAAAGAGAAAGACAUUGAAUUCUUGCCAUUUGAUUCCUGCGUUACUUGCUCUUACUGUAGGUCUAACAUUUUCAAUCGAUUUCUCACCUGCAAACACUGUAUCAGAUACCUGCCUAAUGGAGAAGAGGAUGCAUACGAUGUUUGCAUGGAAUGCUACGCAAUGGGCCGGUCAUGCGUCUGCCUCUCUGGCCUUCAAUGGUGUGAGCAGUGGUCAUGGUCAGAGCUGGCUGAUAACUACGAGAUUUGGAAAGCGACUGUUAUCGCAAUUGAUGGCCACGUGGACUUGGAAAAGUCUCCACAGCCACUUGAGAUAGCAAGACAGAGGGCAGGGAAGAAAUCACUUGCUCAGAUCUGUCAGGAGGCAUUAAAACGACGUCCUUGGAAGGACAUAACAAAACCAGACCGCGAAAAGUCACCCAGCGACUCUGAACAAGGCGAGGGCGAUGAUAAGCCCAAUAAGAAACCAAAGAGAAAAAAGAAGAAAGGCGAAGUCCACCGCUGCCAUGUUUGUUGCCACCCGGAUUAUAGCUACCGAAUACAUCUGUGCACGAAUCCUGGCUGUCUCGAAGGAUAUUGCUACGGCGUCCUGUAUCGGGCUUUCGAUCUCAUGCCACAGACUGUUAUGGAAGAUGAGCAUUGGCAAUGUCCCAAAUGCUUAGGGAUAUGCAAUUGUGGCCAUUGCCGCCGUGCAGGCAUUACGCAGCCAUAUAUGCCAAAGAACACGUCUCUCGGGCAUGACACUCGCCGGAUUGCGGAUGAUCGAAGUGUAGAAGCACUUGUUGAUUUUCGAAUUCAUAACUUGUCUUGGUUGAAAGCUGCGGGAGAAGAAAGUCGUAGCAAGGACAGCAAGCGAAUGCAGCUGCUGAGAGAGCAAGCGGACAACGCCAAAGCGCAAGAUGUCCUGCAGCAAUCUCACGCGCAGCCUAGGAUGCAACCCAGUGCUGUUUUCACUGCCAAUCUAGGCGAACCUUCCGCGAUAAACGGGUAUGGCGAUCAGAGCCAAGUGCUUGGCCACGAUAGGGGAGACAUAUCCAAUCUGGCUUUUGACGUCUCCGACAGACAUACCUACAAGGCCGACAACGUGCCGCAAGAUAUCACAGCUCCGCCCUUAGCUGAUGCCUCAGCCGAUGCCUCAGCCGAUGCCCCAACCGAUGCCAGAGAGCAAGAGAGUGUAGAUUCAUCACAGUAUCCUGACCCAUCGGUUUUCACACGGCAUCGAAUAGGAAUGGGAUACUACGAACAAGACGAUACACCUGAUAAAAUACUUUUCGACCCAUACCAGGCGCCCUCCGCAGAGUCAAUCCAGGCAGACGAAUCUACCAUCCCGGAUUUUGUUAAGAAAACUAUUCGGGCAGCUAAGAGAAAAGCUAAACGGGAGAAUGACGACCCCGAUUUUAUUGUUUCUAAAAGCCAUGCGAAAAAACAAAGGCUUAUUCCACAGGAAUCAAAUUUCCUUGACAACAUGGAUCCUGCUCUUUUUGUCGCUGAAACUUUGUCAGCAGUACCUAAUGAAGCAACAGCGCCUGCUCUUCUAGAUAGGGAGCAUUCUGUUGGGACGUCUCGAGGAGAGCCUAGCCACAACAUAUCGAAGACAUAUUUUGCACCAUAUGAUGCUAAUGAGCCAAUUCUUCGACAUGCCAAACCAAGGGCGUCGUAUAUCGAAAUCGACGAUCUGGAUAUUGAUGAAGUAGAAGAAACUGAGGCAGCGCCUCAGACCUCACCAACCUUGGCGGCGAUAGAAGCUCAUGACUCAGCAGUCGAUAAACCCCACGAGGAUGUACACGUGAACGGAGAAGUGCAAGGACUGAGUAGUGCUGAGGAACAACGUCCAAGUAGAGCAACCCAAGAGGCGACCGGGGAAGUUGCUCCGAAACGUCGCGGUCGGCCACCGAGAAAGUUGCCGAGAACAGCAUCACCAGUAACCACCGAGGAUGUGCCGCCGCGAGUUGAAAGCGGAAACAACAAAAAGGCGAGAGGCCGCCCAAGGAAGUCGCUGCCUUCAUCGUUCAUGGAGGCAGAUGGUAGCCCGCAGGACGACAUGGCCUUUGCUCCCGAUGCAGAAGCUCGUGAAUCGAAUUCUCCGGACUCGGAUGAGCAGACCAAUACUCGAGAUGGCAAUUUCGUUGAGGAUUCACGACAACGACGUCGGCGCUCCAGAGCUUCAGGUGUUGCCAGAAUUGGCGUCGGCAUGUCACGGCGAGAGCUGCAAACCAAGACCUCCAAAGAAUCAAAAAUUGAAGACGAAAAGGGAGAUGUUCUUCCGAAAAGGAGGAGAGGUCGCCCUCCGAAAUCUGUGGCUUCUUCAAGAAAUAGAUCUUCUUUAGAUGUAAUUUUGCCAUCAAGUUCUCAGUUUAUGUCUAUGGCUGAACGGAUGGCUCUCAAAGGCAAGUCGUUCAAGAUUGGCUCGAGGAAGCGUCAAAGCAAGGUGAAGGGUCCAAGCUUGGGACAGCAGACGAUGCCAUCAGUUGGAGAACGCCUCGCCGAGAAACAGAUACCCAAACGAGCCCCUGGGGUGGAUGAGGCGUAUCAAGAACACGAAGAGGGAGAGAGCGAAAGCCCAUAUGGCAAUGACAAGUCCCAGGGGCGCACUAGCAGAAGCAGAGAGGCUAGCAAAGCAAGAAUAUUGUCUCGGUCUAGCAGCUCUAGGGAAUCAACAGAUGACGAAGACAUACCAUCCCAUGGCCGUAUUACCAGAGGCACUCGACGUUGA
Molecule: messenger RNA, 3966 nt
Organism: Trichoderma gamsii
Lineage: Eukaryota; Fungi; Ascomycota; Sordariomycetes; Hypocreales; Hypocreaceae
Exons: 2
Coding region: 1-3966 (1321 amino acids)
Molecular function (GO): DNA binding
Source: RefSeq, a predicted model, not a curated record